Messenger RNA from Aspergillus vadensis CBS 113365, 369 nucleotides. RefSeq lists its product as uncharacterized. The coding region runs from base 1 to 369 and encodes 122 amino acids. The record is from RefSeq and is a predicted model, not a curated record. Lineage: Eukaryota; Fungi; Ascomycota; Eurotiomycetes; Eurotiales; Aspergillaceae. The transcript has 2 exons.
AUGGGUAGCGGAAACGUUAUUGAGCCCAAUGUCGGCUUCAGUGCGUGUUCGCAAGGACCAUGGCUGAGCUUUAACAGCCCGAGCAUGCUCUCACUCCGCCUCCUUCGGACACAGAUCCUGCAUGCUUUCCCUCCAGAAACUAAGACCUUGCUUUUGUCAUUGGCGAAAACCACCCUGGGUCUGAUACCGACGAUACCGUUCGACAACGUAAUUGAUGGAGUCGAUCACGAAGACUCGAAUGCGCUAGAGCAACAGCUUGAAGCAGUAUUCAAGAUCGACAAACAUUUUGAUGCCAUGCUUCGCCUGGAUGAGAUUGCUACGUUCAUGGAGCAGCUGAAUCUUACCACAAUACUCAAAGUCCCCUUGUGA